AAAAGCAGGGGGAAACGUCUGUUGUUGACUUAUUUCGAGCUUUCGAUUCUCUUCACCAAUGGAAGAAGGAGCAGGUAGGUCCGUCAAGUGUGGAUCAUGGAUCCGUCGACCCGAAAAUGUCAAUUUGGUCGUGUUGGGACUGACCAUGACCCGACCCAGUUCUUCUUCUUCGGUUGCUGCUAUCGAGAUUUUCUCUUUCGAUCCCAAGAUCACUUCUCUCUCUUCAUCUCCAUUGGUUAGGCAUGAAUUUGAAGAGAGUGAUGGUGAUCCAAUAACCAUUGCAGUUCACCCAAGUGGAGAUGACUUCAUUUGCUCCACCUCUAAUGGCGGUUGCAAGUUGUUUGAGGUGUAUGGUCUGGAAACAAAAUUGAAGCUUCUUGUCAAACAAGUACCUCCUCUCCAAGAUGCUGGUCCACAGAAAUGCCUAGCAUUCAGUGUUGAUGGUUCUAAAUUUGCCACUGGUGGAGUGGAUGGGCAUCUUAGAAUCUUGGAAUGGCCAAGCCUGCGUAUUAUUGUAGAGGAAGUAAGAGCACAUGAAUCUUUUCGGGAUAUGGAUUUUAGCCUCGAUUCAGAAUUCUUAGCAUCAACAUCUACUGAAGGUUCAGCAAGAAUCUGGAAGGCAGAUGAUGGUAUUCCUUUAAUGACUUUAGCUCGAAACUCGGAUGAAAAGAUUGAAUUAUGUCGGUUUUCCCAGGAUGGGACAAAACCAUUUCUGUUUUGUUCUGUUCAAAAGGGUAAUAAAGCAGUUACUGCAGUUUACGACAUAAGCACAUGGAAUAAAAUCGGGCAUAAGAGGUUACUCAUAAAGCCGGCUUCUAUUAUGUCUGUAAGCCUCGAUGGAAAUUAUCUAGUGCUGGGAAGCACAGAUGGAGACAUUUGUGUGGUUGAAGUAAACAAAAUGGAGAUCAGCCAUUGGAGCAAGGGGCUACACCCGGGUGAACCAAUUGCAUCACUCGAGUUCUGUCCUAGUCAAAGGGUUGUGCUGACAACUUCCAGUCAAUCGGGAGCCAUGGUAACAAAAUUAAAUGUUCCUGCAGAUUGGAAAGAGUGGCAGAUUUACUUGAUGCUUCUUGGACUGUUUUUGGCAUCGGCAGUUGUUUUUUAUAUAUUCUUCCAGAAAUCGGAUUCAUUUUGGAACUUCCCUCUCGCAAGAGAACAUCAAGCAAGACCGAAGCUCGAUUCAUUUUUAAGGGAUGCUCAGUCAGAUGAUGUGUUCGGACCUUUAGAUAUGUGAGUAUUUUAUCCGAUCUAAUUGAUACCGGAAGUAGUAUCAAAACUACAGAUGAUUGUGUUUGCAGUUUUUCUGUGCAUUAGCCAUUCUCUGUGUUGUAUGAGUGAGUCCAGAUGCUUAAAUUCCAUGGAAAAGAAACUAUAAAUAACAUGCCUUUACGAAAUAUACGUUGAAGAUUUA
Messenger RNA from Hibiscus syriacus, 1411 nucleotides. RefSeq names its product SEC12-like protein 1. NCBI's taxonomy places the organism in Eukaryota, Viridiplantae, Streptophyta, Magnoliopsida, Malvales, Malvaceae. The coding region runs from base 59 to 1234 and encodes 391 amino acids. The record is from RefSeq and is a predicted model, not a curated record. Gene Ontology annotation, molecular function: guanyl-nucleotide exchange factor activity; protein binding; GTPase activator activity. The transcript has 10 exons. Gene Ontology annotation, cellular component: endoplasmic reticulum membrane. Gene Ontology annotation, biological process: protein secretion.